AUGGCUAACCCCGAUAUGAACUUGAGUGUUGAACUUUCCAUGGUUAUCAGUGCUAGCACAAGUCAAAGUUAUAAUAAAGCAGAAGUCGUCAAGUUACUGACUACGGGUGCUGACAUUAACUUUCAAGAUGCAAAUCGUAAUUUUAACACUCCGCUACACUUGGCAAUACAAAGAAGAAACAUUGAACUGAUAAAAGUUUUGCUGGAUUUUAAACCAAGCCAAAAGAUAAGCAACAUGAAUGGUGAACGACCGAGAGAUUUUGCGAUGAAUCUUAAUCAUUUUGACAUCGUGAAGUUGCUAGACGCGCAUCGUGAAACAUCAAAAGUUCUUCAAUCAGGUGUUGAUCAUCAUCACACCUUUGAUAACGAUUCAGGCGUCUCUCUCGAACCUCAAUCUGAUUACAAAUUGAAGAAGCCCACGUUUUAUGUAAGCACGAGGGUUGAAUAUAUUUUAUCAAUAUCAAAAAUUGAUCCCUAUUUCAAAAGAACAAGUUUCGAUACUGAAGCAUUGAAAGAAAUUUAUGCGAAGUUAGAUGAAAAUGUCUCUCUAAGGCCAUUGCUCAAAAUAACUAAGGAAAUCAGAAAUUUGGAGAUUUAUUAUCUCUUCGAUCAAGAAAAUGACGAGUUGAGCAGUUGUAACGUUAACGAGUUAACUGGAACAAUAUUCAUCUAUGGACCUAGAAACGUUGCAGCAAUUUCAGCAACACUUGCACACAGAAUUCUCCACUACACACUAAAUCACAUAAAUGACAAUGACUGUAAACCAUAUCGAAGGAAACAAGCUGAAAAGAUGUUUAAGUUUAAGAAGAUUGUAACAGUUUAUAAAAGAAAGAUUGAAAACUUAAAUCCGAUUAUGCAGCAUGUUUUCGAUUUUCCAGAAGAUUUAUGGGACGCAGAGCUAAUAGCAUGUGUGCCAUACAUUCUUGCAUUUUACCACGACGACCUACCGACAUUGCACACCAUCAUUCAACAUCACCAAGAUCUUUUUGACUUCUAUUAUGGAGUGGUUUUAAAAGACAUUGACGAUUAUUUAGUUCGUGAAAAUCUUAAAAGAUUUAAAGCUCGACCAGUUGAGGGAAGUUCAUUCGGUAAAGCUAAAAGUUAUGAUCCUUACAAACUCGAGAGAAUGGAUGAAAAGUACGGUAGCAACUAUCGACAUAACAAGAGAAAUAAUCAGGAUUUGGAAAGGAUUUGUGUCAUCUUAUAA
Molecule: messenger RNA, 1206 nt
Organism: Clunio marinus
Lineage: Eukaryota; Metazoa; Arthropoda; Insecta; Diptera; Chironomidae
Source: the annotation of a GenBank genome assembly